AUGCGCGCGGCCGUUGAGCGCGGCGGGUGGUGGUGGCGUCGCGGCGGCGGCCGGCGGCAGUGUGCUGGCAGCCCCCGGGAGCGCGGCAUGGGUGGCGCGCUGCUGCUCGCGUUGCUGGCGGCGGCGCGGGCCGGCGAGCCCAACGCGACGAACGCCACGCUGCAGCCGGACGAGGAGAAGGCGCCGCUCUUCCCCGAGGACCUGUUCACGGAGGAGCAGAGACGCUCCGGCGCGGUCCUCCUCCACGUGCUCGGCAUGGGCUACAUGUUCGUGGCGCUCGCGAUCGUCUGCGACGAGUUCUUCGUACCCGCGCUCGACGUCAUCAUAGAGAGGCUCGCGAUAAGGGACGACGUGGCCGGCGCGACGUUCAUGGCGGCCGGCGGCUCCGCGCCCGAGCUGUUCACCUCCAUCAUCGGCGUGUUCGUCUCGUUCGACGACGUCGGCAUCGGAACGAUUGUCGGCUCGGCCGUGUUCAACAUCCUGUUCGUGAUCGGUGCCUGCGCGCUGUUCUCGCGGACCACCCUCUCGCUCACCUGGUGGCCCCUCUUCCGCGACUGCACCUUCUACUCGAUUAGCCUGCUAGUGUUGAUAUAUUGCUUCCGGGACAGCAUGAUAUACUGGCAGGAGGCGCUCGUACUGUUCUCCCUGUACGGCGCCUACGUUAUGUUCAUGAGGUGGAACCAGCCCGUGGAGAGGGCGCUGAAGAAGCUCAUCUACAAGAACAAGGUGACCAGAGUUAGAAGUACUGAUCAGCUGAUGCCUACGGUGAAAACUAUUGUUUCAAAUGUGCGCCGCUGCAUUUCCCUUAAACAAAACGUACUCAUGAAAAACCACCGUUACGUAAGCGAAGCCGCAAACAAUCGUGAGUAUUGUACGCGGACUGUAGCGGCGCUGCUUCUUGAACUCGCCGUAGACGGCUACGGCACUGCCUUAGUG
Iphiclides podalirius (scarce swallowtail) is the source of this 936-nucleotide messenger RNA. The record is from the annotation of a GenBank genome assembly. NCBI's taxonomy places the organism in Eukaryota, Metazoa, Arthropoda, Insecta, Lepidoptera, Papilionidae.